Molecule: messenger RNA, 2518 nt
Organism: Coffea arabica (coffee)
Lineage: Eukaryota; Viridiplantae; Streptophyta; Magnoliopsida; Gentianales; Rubiaceae
Product: abietadienol/abietadienal oxidase
Biological process (GO): sterol metabolic process; multicellular organism development; brassinosteroid biosynthetic process
Molecular function (GO): monooxygenase activity; heme binding; oxidoreductase activity, acting on paired donors, with incorporation or reduction of molecular oxygen
Source: RefSeq, a predicted model, not a curated record
UUUGAAUUUAUCCAAUGAUCCUUGCAGGAAGUAUUUGCUUCUAUUGUAACUUCUCUCUCUGCCAAUACACAAUAGCCCAUAGGAGAUGAAAAUUGGAGCUUUUGAUCACCAUGUAUGGCCAAUUAUUUGCAGCACCUUGUUGCUCAUGGUUUUUCUAGCAAAGUUCCUGCGGAAAAAAGUUAAGAAGAAUGUGAAGAAUAGGAAGUUUCAGUUACCUCCAGGAAGAAGAGGCUGGCCAAUAAUUGGUGAUAGCAUCAAAUGGUACAAUGCAGUUGCAAGUUCUCAUCCCCCUCAGUUUGUUGAAGAGCAGGUUCAAAGGUAUGGAAAAAUAUUCUCAUGUUAUCUAUUUGGAAAAAGGGCAGUGGUAUCAGCAGAUCCGAAAUUUAACCGGUUUGUGAUGCAAAAUGAAGGCAAACUAUUCCAGUCAAGUUAUCCAAAAUCUUUCCGAGAUUUGGUAGGGAAGAAUGGGGUAAUCACUGCACAAGGAGAGCAACAGAAGAAGCUGCACUCAAUAGCAUCUAACAUGAUGCGCUUGGAGAAACUCAAGUUCCAUUUCUUGCAGGACAUACAGAGAGUCAUAAAUCAAACCUUCAACAACUUGCAUGAUAAUCAAGUCAUUUGUCUCCAGGAUAUUUGCAGGAAGGUAGCCAUUAAUUUGAUGGUCAAUCAACUUCUUGGAGUAUCCAAUGAUUCAGAAGUCAAUGAGAUGGCUCAGUUGUUCUCUGAUUUUGUGGAUGGCUGUCUUUCAAUUCCAAUCAAUCUUCCAGGCUUUGCUUACCAUAUUGCUAUGAAGGCAAGGGAAAGUAUAAUAAGCAAAAUUAACAAGACAAUAGAGACUCAUAGGCAGCAACCUUCUUCAGGAGUUGGUAAUGGUGUGCUCCAGAGAAUACUAGAGGAAGAAAGCUUACCUGAUGAUGCAGUUGCUGACUUCAUAAUCAAUCUUUUAUUUGCGGGAAAUGAGACAACAGCCAAAACCAUGCUAUUUGCUGUUUAUUUUCUUAGUCAAUGUCCCAUGGCCAUGAGACAACUCCUGGUUGAACAAGAACGGCUGAAGACUGCAAGAAACAACUUUGGUGGAGAAAUGAUGCUUACAUGGCAAGAUUAUAAAGCAAUGCCCUUUACUCAAUGUGUAAUAGACGAAACUCUUCGGUUGGGAGGAAUUGCAAUUUGGUUGAUGAGAGAAGCCAAAGAAGAUAUUCGUUACCAAGAUUAUGAUAUUCCCAAAAGAUGCUUUGUCGUUCCAUUUCUCUCUGCAGUCCAUUUAAAUGAAACAGUUUAUGAAGAAGCUCUUAAUUUCAAACCUUGGAGAUGGAUGAUUCCAGAAAAUCAGGAAAAGAGGAAUUGGAGAAACAGUGCACUUUUUGCUCCCUUCGGUGGAGGCGCUCGCUUUUGUCCUGGCGCUGAAUUGGCUCGCCUUCAAAUAGCACUCUUUCUUCAUUACUUCAUCACUACAUUUAGGUGGAAUCAACUCAAGGAGGAUAGAAUGUCUUUCUUCCCAUCAGCUCGGUUGGUAAAUGGAUUUCAAAUUCAGUUGAGGAGAAUACCGGAUGAUGACAGAAAAUGAAUAAAAGGCCUUUUUUAAGCCUUUUUUAAGCAACAAUUUACGUUUCUACAUGUUUUAUAUUGCUUUGUUGUUUAUAUUGUCUGUAAAUGGUCUUGUAUCCUGACUUCUCUGCACCAUGAUGAAGUGUGGACCAUGGAGGGAAUUCCAAUUCAAAGAGUAAUAAUAAUAUUGUGAGUACAAAAAGGACAUCAAAUUGGCCUACUGUGCUAUCAUAAAUCUUAUGCAAUAAGAUUAAGCACAUUCCAUAACUAUCAGUAGUCUGGGUUCCUCCUAGGGAGAGCAGAAAUGAUAAACCACUAAAAGAAAACAAGAAGAGCUUGAUAAAAUAAGAUGGAGAGUCAAAAAAUCAUUAAAGUAAACAAAAAGUAAAUAGAGAAACAAGGACACAUAUCAAGGCAUAUAAACAAGCACACGGCAGAAGGAAGUAAUCUGCACAUAAAAGAGGAAGUUGAUAGAACUGCCCUGAUAUGCAAACACUGGACUGUCUGUUUUUAAGAUUCUGGAAACAAACUAAGCAGUGGAAAUAUCAUCCCAUUGGUGUCUUCUGGUGACAAUGUAAAAGAUCAGAACUGUUUCCCAACUUCUUCUAAAAUCAAAAUAUUUGGAAGGAUGACAAGGUCAUUAAUUUACUGGGAAGUAUUUGGUGCAACGACAAAUUCAUAUGAACUGAAAUGAAAAAUAAAGAAGUUAUAAAGGGAAGCAUUGUUUGGUUUUAGGAACUACUGAGAAAAUGCAAGUUGCCUGAAAAAAAAAGUUUUCUGGUUCACCUUAAUGGUAGUUUUAUUGCAUUGGUUGGCAGUAGAAAGAAACACACAGAAUUAAUCUGUAAUUUGGAUGAAGCACGAGAAUGAUUGUUGAAACGCUUGGUUGACCAUGCCACACGUCCAGAUCCAGAAAAUAUGUUGACAAAAUCAGGACCAAUGCUGACUUUUUUCAGGGCCCAACAAUCUCAGA